Molecule: messenger RNA, 1080 nt
Organism: Paramecium tetraurelia
Lineage: Eukaryota; Ciliophora; Oligohymenophorea; Peniculida; Parameciidae
Exons: 3
Source: RefSeq, a predicted model, not a curated record
AUGUCAAGCUAAAUCAAAACUCUUAGGUAUUGUAAAAUAGCUGGCCAUCAAGCCAAAAGGAUCAUCAAGAUUUGUGUUUCGAAGUAAACAUGUCCAAAUAGAUAUUUGUGUGAAUUGUGUUUGAAAUAAUCCCAUCAACAUUUUGAUCAAUGUAUAAGCAUAGAUCAAUUUCUGUAACGAAUCAAUCAAAUUAAAUUGAAUUACAAAGAUGCAAAUAAAAUUGAAGAGAUGGCUUCAAUACUCAAAAAUAAAAUUAAUUCCUGUAUGUCCAUCAUUCAACAGCAAUUCUAAUAACUAGAGGAUAGAAUUGAAGGCAUCAAGGGCAGCAUUAGAAACAGUUUCACCAAUAUCUCUCAAGUCUUGGAUUAGUUAAGUUCCAAUCCUUUAGGCUUUAAUGAUGAAAAUCUGAAUAGAAAUUUGUAUUAUCUUUAAGAGGAAAGCUGGAAUGAAUUUCAAAUGUCCAUCAACAAAGGGUCACAUCUUAUGAAACAAUAUUUCAACAUUCUACAUGAAUAAACACUUAGAUUUAAACUAUCAAGUGGACAUUCACAAUAAGGAAGCGCAGCUCAACUUUUACAGGUUCCAGAGGUUGCUUGGCAUUUAAAAGGAAUAGACCAAUCCUUUGAAGCUCAAUUCCAAAAUCGUUCCGACGUCUCCAGAUUCAUUACCUAUUACUCUGCACAAUCACAAGAGCUGAUGACAACUAAUAAAUAAUAAAGUUCAAUAAGGAUACUGGUGUAUGAAAGAGGAGGGUAUUACAAUAACGGUCUUAAAGUUGGGGAAUGGACAGAAAUUGUAAGAGACAAUCCAUUUUAAUAUCAUUACAUCACUCAUUAUUUCAACAAUUUUGGUGAAUUGUAAAACGUAGUGGAUAUCAAUUAUUGUGACUUGUCUUCAGAUGUGCUCAAAAUACUAGAUGAAUAUGAGCAACCAAAUUUUCUAUCUAAUUCAAAUUCAAUAGCUAAGGACUUAUCAUCAAGAGUCUUUCUCUCCCCCAAGGCAUACCCUAUUGAUAGAGUAAGAUUAGGUUCUUAUUCGUCGAUUGGAAAAUCUAGCAGAAAGUUGGAGAAAUAUCAGUGA